Messenger RNA from Bombus terrestris (buff-tailed bumblebee), 1703 nucleotides. RefSeq names its product A disintegrin and metalloproteinase with thrombospondin motifs 3-like. Lineage: Eukaryota; Metazoa; Arthropoda; Insecta; Hymenoptera; Apidae. The transcript is spliced from 7 exons. Bases 96 to 1517 code for a protein of 473 amino acids. The record is from RefSeq and is a predicted model, not a curated record. Gene Ontology annotation, biological process: proteolysis. Gene Ontology annotation, molecular function: metalloendopeptidase activity.
AUCGCAAUGACUACGUCUGCGAGUGAACGAGCAUGCCUGGCGAGUUUUGGGUAGCCAGAAAAUCCUAUUGAAAUUUCGAUCAAAGCGCGCGAGACAUGACGCGAUCGAAACUUCCCAGUUUUCUCCUCGCCACGUGGCUGCUCGGCACGAUCGCUACUAAGUCGCGAAUGAGCGACUUUCUGCAAAGCUUGCAGGAGUACGAGAUCGUUUACCCUCGAGUGAUCCCGAAUGAGAGCGCGCGGAACAGAAGAUCGACCCACGAAGACCGAGAAACUUGGCGCGAGUAUCUCCACCAAGAGCCGGUGUUCCUCGAGAUCAGCAACUGGACCUUAAGGACCAUGGCCAACGAUCGAUUGAUACUGUCGUCGAAUUUUACCGUGAAUUGGGUGCGCCAGGGUAAAACCAAGUCCGAGCGACGUAACGCCAAGGCGAACUGCGAUCUUCGACAAGGCAGCUUGGAAGGAGACGCGAGUUCCUUCGUCGUCGUGACGAUAUGCGAAGAAGAAGUGUACGCCUUGAUGUUGAUCGGGCAGAGAUCGUUCUUCGUUCAGCCGCUGACGAAUGGCCAGCAUGUGAUGUUUCAGCCGAAAAACGAAAAGUGGUGGUCGAUCAGGAAUAAUUCGAGCUUCGUGUCUGUGAAUCCGGAAAAUCCUGCAGGUGAGAAGGAUCGUUAUCGCGAUGGCUUUUCAUCUUUCGUUAGACGGUUGGAUGUAGGUGAUUGGUUGAUCGAUUUACCGACUUCCUUGCCAAUUAUGUUAGGAUUUUAUAAUCUUUCCGGUGACGUCUUCGACGUGGAAUACCCAGAAGCUGAGAAAUUGAUUCUGUACGAUGAAAAAGACGAUGUCUCCACAGAAUACAACGAUACAAUAGUGGAAGAAUUAUCGAUCGACGUAAAUCCUGUUGAGAAAUGCUCAGAGUCGACCACGCCUCAAUUGCUAAGACGCAUUGGGAGACGAGUGGAUCCGAGAUUGAUUAUCAACCCCAACCUAUAUAAAAUAACAAAUCCCGAGGAAAUUGGAUACUUCUCUGGUCCUAAAUGGCAAAGGAACAGAUUAUCAAAGAAAAGACCAACUGCUAAGGAUUCGCCGCCACGAUGGUUAGAGCUUGGAAUAGCUGCUGAUUACUCCGUGGUAGAUUUUCAUGGAAUUCGAGUACAGCAAUAUACCUUGGCUCCUUUAAACAUCGUCAGUGCAAUUUACAUGGACCCGUCGCUCGAAUCCAACAUGAUUCUAGUGAUCGUACGAGUGAUUUUAUACGCGGAAAAACGAGACGUUAUGGUCCGCCGUGGCGAUGCCAGACGAUCUCUCGAGAACGUUAACAAAUGGAACAGAAAGAUGCUGUCCUCGAAGGACGUAAAUCACGAUGUUGCUGUAUGGUUGACGCGAUUAGAUAUAGGAGGUCCUUCCGGUUACGCACCUGUGUCAGGAGUAUGCUAUCCCGCGAGAUCGUGCGCGUUAAAUCGAGACGAAGGCUUGACCAGCGCAUUUAUCAUCGCUCACGAAGUAGCACACAUGUGAGUGUCCCACAUGUUGGAUAUCGUUGGCAAACUGAAAUAUUUAUAACUGGCCUGGGUAUUUACGCAGAGACCGUGUGCUAUUUAUUUAUGCAAAUACGUACUUUUACGAGAAUAAUUUGAAAAAUGAAAUCUCCAUAGGAGAACUUAUUAUCUUUACCGAAUAUCACAACGAGUACUGUGCUUUGAA